Messenger RNA from Westerdykella ornata, 2719 nucleotides. RefSeq names its product Sec34-domain-containing protein. Lineage: Eukaryota; Fungi; Ascomycota; Dothideomycetes; Pleosporales; Sporormiaceae. The record is from RefSeq and is a predicted model, not a curated record. The transcript is spliced from 4 exons. The coding region runs from base 65 to 2719 and encodes 884 amino acids. Gene Ontology annotation, cellular component: COG complex; cis-Golgi network; membrane. Gene Ontology annotation, biological process: autophagy; Golgi organization; cytoplasm to vacuole targeting by the Cvt pathway.
CCACGACGUCCAUCGCAAGCAGACGCCGACGCAAGGGACAGGUGUCAGUCAACAUUUUGUCGACAUGGACGACCCUUGGUAUAAUGCCUUUGUUCCCAGGGCUACUCGGGCUCCCUCAAAGCCUGAACCUGCUAAGCAUGCCCGCCGCAAGUCGCUGCUCCAGCAACCCAGCGAGAGCCAUGCUGACGUUGGUCGAGCAGACGGUACGGUAGACACCAUCCAGGAAACCGUGGAGGAGAACCAAGGGCCCCCGGCGGCCACUGUUGCUAGACGCGCCAAGUCGUACAGCGACUUCUAUAACGUGGUGCGAGCACACGUCAAGAAGGAAAAGGAGUUGGAGAGGAGGAAAAAUCAGGAAGUUAUAGCCAGCGAACUGCAGUUUGCGGAAUGGUACAGUACCCUCAGUGAGGAGCUGCUGGAUGCCAGCCAUGAGGAGUAUAAGCUUUAUCACGAUCAGCUUUAUCUGACGCGCACCCAUCUUGACCGCAUAAUAUCCGAGACCUCUGCUACAUUAGACUUGCUAUCCUCCCUCUCCGAUUCCUUCAAGGCCGUCGAAACUCAGACCACUGCAUUCCGGACACAAUGUGAAGGACUCAUUAAUGACCAGCAACGCAUCACACAGCUGGCGGAUGACAUGGAACAGAAUCUCCGAUACUACUUGUAUCUCGAGCCUAUCACGAAGCGGCUCAAUGCACCAGGUGCGGGUAACACUGUGCGUGGGAAGGAGUUUUCCGACAUGCUCUCGAAUCUGGACAGCUGCUUGGAAUAUAUGCAAGCUCACCCGAACCACAAGGAGUCUGCUACGUACCGCUCCCGGUAUCGUCUACUCCUUACGAGGGGCUUGACGCUUAUACGUGUUCAUUUCACGAAUUCGCUUCGCGAGAUUGCUGCAGAUGUAUCGAAACGAAUUGCAGACCGGCAACUGAACGACACAACCAUGUCUACGCUUUUGUACGCGAAAUUCCGUGUGGGAGCUCCGGAGCUGAAGAGGAUUGGUCUAGAGAUCCAAAAGCGCGCGGUCGUUGCCGUAGGGGCUGAGCCUGGUACAGAAGCGGAGUACCAAAGUCUGAUGAAUGAACUGUACCAGAGCUACUCUGCUACUCGUGGGCGCCUCAUUUUUCCUAUCGUGACCAAGAAAAUUGGGGAGAUCGCACAAGCUCCAAGCACAUCAAAGGAUCUGGUGUCCUUCGCUCGCAGCAGUAUCAGCUACAUCCGUGGCAUUUGCUUUGACGAGUAUGCGCUGUGGGGCGAAUGGUUCGAAGGCGAAGGCGGUCUCUAUGACUUUCUGGAGGCCAUAUGCGAACCGUUGUACGAUCACCUGCGACCUAGGACUAUCCAUGAGACACAGAUCCUCAAGCUCUGCGAGCUGUGUACACUGAUUCAAACGCGGUAUAUGGAAGAGGAAGAGGACGACGAGGAGCAAUCCCCAACUGAGGACAAUAAGCUCGACUUCACAAGGUUGGUCCAGCCUGCACUUGAAGACGCUCAGACACGGCUUGUGUUCCUUUCUCUUGCCAUACUGCGAGACGACAUUGAGCGGUACAAGCCCAAACCGGAAGAUCUCGACUAUCCUGCAAAACAUAAGAAGCAAAUGCUGUCCGGCACGAAGUCCAGUGCACCAGUUCUCUCGGGCAAGAAGGCAUCUCAGCUGGACGUCCCCGCCAAUCCACAGUUGCCGAAAACUCCAAUGGUUGUCGAGGCGGAUGAUCCCGAUGCGCCUUACAACUUCAGCACGGAGGCCGCGUUCAAAGACUGGUAUCCCACACUUCGUAAGGCGAUUUGGCUACUCAGUAAAAUCUACCGCCUCGUACACUCUUCAGUCUUCGACGACCUAGCCCACCGCAUCGUCCACGGCACCACCCUCAGCCUCGCCCAUGCCAGCACCCUCCUCUCCAAAUCCGCCUCUCCUACCGAUGCCGCCCUGUUUCUGAUCUCGCACCUCCUCCUCCUGAAGCAGCAGAUUGUCGCCUUCGACAUCGAAUUCGUAACACCCGAGACGGAAGUGCAUUAUGACCUCUCCACCAUCACAAACACCUUCUGGGAACUGAGAUCCAGAGGCGGCCUCUUCAAUCCUCGGAAUCUAGUAGGCCUGCUGAUUCCAAAGGUGGUGGAAAACAUGCUCGAUGCCAAAGCCGAAGUCGACACGCGCCUCCGCCAGGCCAUCAACGACUUCACAAGCCAAUUCGUCGGGAGGAUGACGGCGAGUCUCGACAUGCAGAAAUAUGCGCCCGAUGGGAAAGCCAAGGCUCCACCGCGUUUCCAACCGGGCGAAGCGGCUACCCGCGCAAAUAAAGUCCGCACGGCGAUCACGCGCGAGACGCCUUUCCUCCGUGCGAAAUUGGAGGAAUAUAUCUCCGACGCGCGGACUCGCGAAAUGCUCGUCGCGGCUGUGAUGGAGAGCGUUACGCAGGUGUACGAAGACUGGUUCGAGGGCGUGUACAUUCCUUCGCUCGAGAACGGGGUAAAUGGCGCGGGGAGAGGUGUUAGCGCAAAGGGCAAGGGGAGAGAAGAUGAUGUUUGGGAUCCGGAGGGGUUUGCCGAGUGGUGUUCUGGAGUGUUUAAGGUGGGGCUUUUGGGGCUGGGGUUAGAGUAUGGGGAAGGGGAGGGGAUGGAGGAGUUUGAGGAGGGGAAUGGGGUUGAGAGUGAGAGGGGGAGUGAAGGGGGUGGCAGUGAGAGGACCGGCAGGACGGGGACGACAGGGAUUAGGAUUAGGAUGUAA